AUGUUGCAAGGCAUUGGAUGGAGUGGAGUGAGAUCAGAUGAGAAAGCUCAGUUCACGAAAGUUGGUUUUGGGGUUACCGACGGAAGAUUUCGUAUUCAAGAGAUUAUAACGAGACAUCGAAUAUGUGUUGAAGUUGUUGUUGCUUGUUGUUCUUGGUGUUGUACACAAGAAGUUAUCGUUAAUGUGCAAAUAGAGUGA
Clunio marinus is the source of this 198-nucleotide messenger RNA. Lineage: Eukaryota; Metazoa; Arthropoda; Insecta; Diptera; Chironomidae. The record is from the annotation of a GenBank genome assembly.